Jatropha curcas is the source of this 789-nucleotide messenger RNA. RefSeq lists its product as uncharacterized. The record is from RefSeq and is a predicted model, not a curated record. Gene Ontology annotation, biological process: innate immune response. Lineage: Eukaryota; Viridiplantae; Streptophyta; Magnoliopsida; Malpighiales; Euphorbiaceae.
UCAACAAUGUCUCAUUUUAUUUUUCCUCGGUCGGUCCAACCCAAACCCAAUACCUUCACCGUCCGCACAUUCUCUCUCUUCUUUCUCUCUUUCAAAGCCACCAUUUCUUCACCUGCAAUUCAUUUCUUUUCAAUUCUGUUCUUCACAGACUAAUUCAAUGUUUGAUUUAGGCGAUAAUCUUACAAUAGAAACCUAUAGAAUUCCAUGGCUCAUUUGGAUCCAAAUCAUUAUCUUUUUUCUUCUAAUUUUCCUUGUUUAUUCCUUCACCGCUUUUAGUUCAGAUCUCUCUCACACCAACUCUUCUCCUUCUCCUUCCUCUCCUUCAUUAGCUACAGCUUCUACUACUUCAUACUUGAACAAAGAAAUUCUCAAGCACAAUAACAACACUACCGUCACAAAUCGACUGCAGCUUCAUCAGGUAGGAGAAAGGCAAAGUAUAAAAGGAGAGAUAGCAACAGGCACAAGUAGUAGAAGAAUAAUUACAGAAGAGAGUAGAGAAAGGGAAGGCUUUUCAACAAACGCCAUAAUAGAAUUCCAUCCUUGCGACUAUUUUAGGCUUGCGAAAUUAGCUUUUCUCAAGUGUUUCGGAUUAGACUCCACCUCUGAUCAGAGUUCUUCAAGCUCUGACAGGAAAAAAGAAAGGUAGAACACUGUAUUUGAGAAAAAGAUUGCAAUUGUAAAUAAUUGUAAAGAGUAGCUCAAAUUGGAUUUUUUUUUUUUUUAUUUUUGAAAUUCAAUCCAAGCUUUAUUGACUGGACACACUUCUCAAUUAGUUUUUGGCUUUGUUCA